AUGUUCGUUAAGUCGAUGCUGGCGGCCAUGCUGGGCGCCUCCGCGGUCAACGCUCAUAUGGUCAUGACCAACCCGGUGCCCUAUGGCAAGGACACCCUCACCAACGCCCCAAUGGCGGCUGAUGGCAGUGAUUUCCCCUGCAAGCUGCGCAGCAACACCUACGAGGUCACUGAGGAGAACAAGAUUGCCAUUGGCGAGUCCCACCUUCUCACUUUCCAAGGCAGUGCCACCCACGGCGGCGGUUCGUGCCAGAUCAGUAUGACCACCGACCGCGCUCCCUCCAAGGACACGGAGUGGAAGGUCAUCAAGUCCUUCGAGGGCGGUUGCCCUGCCAAUGUCGACGGUAACCUCUCCGGUGGCUCCACCAUGGCUGAUCCCUAUACUUUCAAUUUCACCAUUCCCGAGGGCAUUGAAGCCGGCAAGUACACCCUCGCCUGGACCUGGUUCAACCGCAUCGGCAACCGUGAGAUGUACAUGAACUGUGCUCCCGUCACCGUUACCGGCGGCUCUUCCAAGCGCUCCCCCGAGGAGCAAGUCUCUGUUGUUGAGAAGCGUACCGCCAAUUUCCCUCCCAUGUUCGUUGCCAACGUCAACGGCUGCACCACCAAGGAAGGCGUCGACAUUCGCUUCCCCCAGCCUGGUGAUGAUGUUGAGUUCCUGGGUGAGCCCGCUAACCUCGCUCCUGAGGGUUCAGCUGCUUGUACUGGUACUCCCACGUUCGCCGGCUCGGGCGAUACCAGCUCUGGUUCCUCCAGCUCCGGUUCCUCCAGCUCCGACUCUGGCUCCGGCUCCGGCUCCUCUGGCUCCAGCUCUGGUUCUUCGUCUGCCGCUAGCAGUGCUCCCACUGAGACUUCCUCUGCUGCCCCGGCCCCGACCUCCUCUUCAACCCUGGCUGAGACCAGUGCGCCUGCUGUACCCGAAUCUGUUCCGUCGUCCACCCAGGUCGCUCCCGCUCCUUCGUCCUCGACCAGCUCCGGCUCCAGUUCCAGCUCCGGUGCCCUUAGCGGCCCCUGCAGCAACGAGGGACAGUGGAACUGCAUCGCCGGUACUUCCUUCCAACGCUGCGCCAGUGGUGCAUGGUCGGCCAUCACUCAGAUGGCUGCCGGCACCACUUGCAACGCCGGCCAGAGCUCCGAGUUGUCCGUUUCCGCCUCCAAGAUGGCUCGCCGAGUCUCCGAGAUGCGCUUCCGCAAGCGCACCAUCGGUGGCCACCACGCUUGA
Molecule: messenger RNA, 1221 nt
Organism: Penicillium cinerascens
Lineage: Eukaryota; Fungi; Ascomycota; Eurotiomycetes; Eurotiales; Aspergillaceae
Product: lytic polysaccharide monooxygenase AA11 family protein
Exons: 1
Coding region: 1-1221 (406 amino acids)
Source: RefSeq, a predicted model, not a curated record